UGCGAGGUAAAAAUCAUCGUUCAUUCAGGUGGUGGCUGGCGGUGUUUAAGAAGGUAACGCAGGGAGGACUGUUGGAUUGCAAUUACUCAAGAUUUUCAUAUAUUGCUUGAACAUUGAGAAUCAUUCUUCAUCACUGUAUAAACCAGAAUCACGUUUUGGAAUGGCCGUCGAGGGAAGUAGUUACAUGUCUGCGGCUUACCGUUAUCACGAAGGUUUUUUAGAGAAGAGAGGACCAAAGGAUAAGGACUUUGUGAAACUCUGGACAGUACUGCGUCAGUCAACGCUUUAUUUUUACACAAACAAAGUUACCAACUUCAACAGAGACAGCACGCCUGUUGAUACAGCUGAUUUAGAUUUUGAUUAUCAGCCGCAGAUUGAAAAAGACAGAAGCUGCUUCAAGUUUUUCGUCAAAUGUAACAAAAAUACGAAAUACAAAUUCCGAGCAACAUCGUCGGAGGAUAGAGAUACAUGGAUUGUGAAGAUUUUUGCUGUCACUAUGGGAAAGGUACCAGAACAUAUAUGUUUACUACCUGGCCAGAUACAAGAUGUGAAUGAAAUAAUUGCAGCAGAAAAACAGAGAAGAAACAGGGGAUCAUUUUCACCACAAUGCCCUUCAACACCUUCAUCGUCAAGACAAGGGGCCGCACCGAAGAUUCCUGCCUCAGAAAGACCAAAUUUAUUGUGCAACGAUCCUUACUUCUUCUUCCCACCACAUCUCCAGAAAGCAUACACAGGGAAAGGUCCAAGUUGGUUUUUUAAUAAGCUUUCUCGUGACCAUGCUGAACAAAUCCUCAACAAGAACACACAUGUCGGAGAUCUUUUAAUACGUGAGAGCGAGACGCACCCUGGGGAGUUCUCCCUCUCCGUACGGCAAGAAUCCCAAGGGAAGAUUGUUGUACGGCAUUAUCGAUUCCGAAGGCAGGGUGAUGCAUACAAAAUGCAUAUUGAUGAUGAGCAUGCUCCAUUACCCACCAUGUAUGACCUCAUCAAAUUUUUUGUUGAAAAAAGUGGAGGCAACCUAAAACCAAUGCAAACCAAUGACUUCCGACAGCUGAAACUUCCGCACAGUCUUUAUGAAGAGGGACUCUCUAUUGGCAAGUACGAACUCAGCCUUCCUCCUCGUCGUUUUUCUGAACCUCUAGUACAUCAUCCUUAUCCAAAGGAUCCUGAGAAUGGAGAGCGGAGUCCCCUGGACUCAUCCCCGGACGAUUACCUACCCCCAAUGAUACAUCAAGGCAGCAUCGCUGGGCACCAGUCAGAAUUUCCAAAUGUCAUUCGAGGAAUUCCGCAACAUGUAGGCUACUACAACGUUCCAGAAGCACAGCUUCCAUUUGAUGAUGUUCCAAAUCAUCCACCACCGCCAACACCAACCAGAAGACAAACAGUAUCAACAACAGGACCCGUGCGAAGACCAGAGGUUCCUCCACCCAGAGGUCGCCGGCAAUCAGAACCAGCGAAUAAACCGAAUAUGAUGACAAGCUUGACGCGGAGUGCCACGCGGCCCGCAACCUCACAUCAUCAAACCCUAAGGACAGGUUUGUCACAUUUCAAUUCAUGGCACGGAGGCCAGGCGCCAUGCACUACCGUUGAUACAAUGCAUGACUUUAGUCGUAUCUCAAUAUCUGACACUCAGGGAAGAGCAACUGUUAACAACGUGGGUGCGCCCCCAACGCCACCCGCUAAUACGACUGAUGAUAACUAUCUGGAAAUGGUGACACCGAGCUCUCUCAAAUCCUAAAGAAGUUUAACAUCAAAAGCUCAUGAAGAAAAUGAUGAAUAAUCUGGAUAGUGAUUAUCCUUGGUCAGAGGUUAAAGUUCAUUGGGAUUUCUAUUUCAGCAUCAAGUCAAUUUAAAACAUUGAAAUCAAUUUAAAAUGUGUCAAGCACUUUCUUGUGAGAAGUCAUUAGUGAAACUACCCCUUCAUUAUACAGUGUUAAUUGAUUGCUAAAGUUUUUUUUCAUUAUAUCAGUACAGUAACACUUUUUGUUAUGAAAAUUGAUGUGGAGACAGCUAUGAUGCAACAACAGAUUUAAGGUUGAUAUAUGGUUAAAGCAUGAUGAUAAUGUUAUAGAUUUAAGAAUUGAUGUUGCCAUGGUUAUAGAUCAUGAAUUGAUGUUGCCAUGGUUAUCAGGGAUUGAGGUUUGGUGUUGUCAAGGCUACAGUUGCUAUGUCACAUUACAAAACAGGUGAAUUUUAUAUUUCCUUAUUAAGGAACGAGUGUGUAAGAUUGUAGUUAAGAUAUUCUGCAGUUUGUGGCUUUCGUUAAUUAGGAGAUUACUCAAUGGAUCCUUUACAGGGUAUAUCUUGACAAUGUAAGCCACAAAACAUUUAACAUCUGUCAAUAUCUGCAACUCUUGUUCAUGAAAUUGCCAAAUCUUCAAUAUAACAGUAGAAUUUAGUUAUUUAUUCUAAGUGACAUUGAAAAAAAAUAAGGCAAUUUACCAUUCAAUAGUAUGUAACCUAGUACUGGUGGCUGGAGCAAAGCUGCCUAACAGGGUAUCUGAUGAUUCCCAGCAGAGGCCAAUGGGUAGACAGGGUCCAAAGACGAAGAUUUAUUGGGGUUUUUUUUUGUUUUUUUUUUUUGGUUUUUUUGGGGGGGGGGUGUGUGUGUGUGCAGGUGGCUAAUCCUUGUGGAACUCAGAGACAAUGGGCAAUUUUUUAAGCUGUUCUGUGAUCUAUUAGAAUGUAUUAUAAAAAUUGCUUUUAGUUUGGCAAGUAGUGGCCAAUAGAGGCUUGAUUUUCCCUCCCCCUGCUGACUAUGCCACGGCCCCAGUGUCAAGCCUUACUAGGAGCAUAUUAGUUAACCUAAUAGCAGUACAAAUAUAGUGAAAAUGUCUGUAAGACUAAUGUAUAUAGAACUGUUGAGUGUGUGUAUAUGUAGGAGAGUGACAAGGGAUAUUAAUUUGAACUGUGAUGGUUAUAUUUUAAUUCGAUUUUAAUUGAUAUAAUUCAAAGGAGGAUGUUAAAAGUGUGAUAGGAAAUGAACAAUGAAAUGAUUUCUCCUGUCAUCUAAAAUGACCGAGAACACAUUGCCAAGCAAUAUUCCUUUGUAAAUAUAGUAAAUAUUGAAUCUUGUACGUUAGCUCGCAAGACUAUCUCAUAUAUUUUAGUCUUUGGAAAAUGGUGUUCUCAUUCUUUCUUUCUUUGUUGCGAGUCUAUUCCAUGGGAAGUUUCAAUUAUUCAAUUAAUUUUUUUUAAAUAACAAAAUAUAAGUUUCUGUGCACUUACAUAUGUGCCCUGGGGGGAGUAGUUAAAUGCGAAAGUAAGCCAUUGAGCAUCCUGCACUAAAAAUAGCAUUUAAAAUUCAAACAAACAGGAUGGUAAUAAUAAUCAAUUUAAGAUUCAUGAGAAUAUUAUUUUUUUUUAAAUAUCAUUUUAAAUUUAAUCUUGAAAGCAUAUUAUAUUAUAUUAAAUAAUAUACGAGGAAUGAUUUACAGUAGCAAGGCUUUGGAGUCAAGUGAAGUACAAUCAUGUUGCUUGAUCCUUUGGCCAAAACACUUUACGGUGCAUAAAUUGGCACCUGUUUGGAUGUGUAUGCUUUAAAAUGAAAUUGCUCUUUUUGAAUUAAAAUGCACAACUUGGAAUACUUCCCAGAAAGAGUUGAUCGUUGAGUAUGGUUGAUUACAUAUUCAACAAUCAAAAAAAUGGUGCUGUAAAUUGAUAAAUAAAAUAAUGUAAAAGAGGAAGUUCCGGAUAUGUGAAUUUUUGUUAAUGAAUCAAAAAUGCAUAUUGUUACUGUUUCCUUGUCAUACCCCUCGCAGGAACAAUUAUCAUUCCCACGGUUGUUCCACUACUCUUGCUUCUUGCAUUCCAGUACUAUCCAUAUCCUCUCCUCUUCCUGUUUUGCUCAUGUUUUACAGUCAUGGUUUGUGUCAUGUAAAUUUGUAAUAUAUAGGCCUAAAUGCAAUAAAGUUUUAAAAGGAAUUUGUAUUAUUUCCCAGAGGGCGCUAUUCUCAUCUUAGGCUGUUUCUUGUUAUGAGGAAUUGAUUUUUAAGCUGAAAAAUGUUCUUAUUGAUAAUUUUUAAUCAAUGUAAGCAAGAUACUUAAGUGUAAAUAUUGUUUAUAAACAUUUUUUUAUGGAGCAGUCAUAGGUUUUGAAUAAGUAACAACCUAUAUUGUAGAUGAAUGUGUGUAUAAUUUAAAGUUUAAAAAUUUAAUUUAUGCAAGUUACAAAUGUUUUAAACCCAGUUGUAAAAUUAAAGUAUAAUGCAAUUACUGUAUAAUUCUUCAUUUAAUUUAACAAUACAAGAGCACCAUUUUGUACAUAGGCUAUAUGGUUGUAGUAGGUACAUAAAAUUAUAUAAUAAUCAAUAUAGAUAGAUAUUAGUGAAAGUGAUACAACUGUAUUUUCAAAUAAACAAGACAAAAACAAAA
Molecule: messenger RNA, 4374 nt
Organism: Anneissia japonica
Lineage: Eukaryota; Metazoa; Echinodermata; Crinoidea; Comatulida; Comatulidae
Product: signal-transducing adaptor protein 1-like
Exons: 15
Coding region: 161-1738 (525 amino acids)
Molecular function (GO): signaling adaptor activity
Source: RefSeq, a predicted model, not a curated record